Rubroshorea leprosula is the source of this 1729-nucleotide messenger RNA. Lineage: Eukaryota; Viridiplantae; Streptophyta; Magnoliopsida; Malvales; Dipterocarpaceae. The record is from the annotation of a GenBank genome assembly.
AUACGCUAAUCUCAAAUUUUUUACCACGGUUGACUAGAUACCAUAUCAGCUUUGGGGUCCAUUGUGCAGAGUAAACCCCACACUCGGUUGGUUUGUCGCCCAAAUAUCAUUUUCCCUAAAAAGGAACGGGAAAAUGCUUGGUCGUGGUUGAUAGAUGGUCGGGCAGACCCCGGCAACGGAGAAAACGAUGUCGGAGCUGGUGGGGCCGGAGUUGGUGGAGAGGAGGAAAAGCUGCAUUUUUUCGAAGCUGAUAGUGGCUUCCAUUCUUCAGGAGAAGAAGCUAAGAAUCCCACAUAAAUUAAUUAAGAAAUAUGGAGAUGAACUUUCUUCUGUUGCUAUUCUGACUGUUCCUGGUGGUCGAGUCUGGGUGGUGGAAUUGAGGAAAGCUAAGCAGAAGUUAUGGUUAGAAACUGGUUGGCAACAAUUUGUAGAAUUCUACUCCAUUUGUGUGGGGUAUCUCUUGGUCUUCAAAUAUGAAGGGAAUUCGUGUUUCACUGUCCAGAUAUUUGAUCUGACAACUUCCGAGAUAAAAUAUCCAUGUAGUUCUCGAAAUAGUUCACAAGAACCCAGUAAUGGCAAGCUCUGUCAUGUUCAGCAGGUUAUAGAUGUAGAAGAUGGUGACUCUGCUGAGACUAUAGGUUCUGGCCCUACAUGUCUCAGUUCUAUUUCUUUGGUAAACAAAGAUUUUGACGAAUCUCUGGAGCAUGAUUGUGCUAAAUGUAAAAACUCUGCACUUGGAGCUAGUUCAAGGAACUUUUGUCUAGGACAAGAAGCUAAUGAUUUUCAAGCAACUUCUCUGUUGACUCGAGAUAUAGGGAUUCAGUUCAGCGGAGCUGAGCUGAUGAGUAAUACAGAUGAAUCUGAACUGCAAUUCUUGCAUGAAGCGAAAAGAAUAAAGCAAGAACCUGAACCUGAUUCAGUGGUCCAUGUGGAGCCAUUAAUCAAAUACAAGGUAAAAGAGGAGUUCCCUGAUUCUGGGAUUUACAAUAAGAGGAAGAGAGUUGUGACAACUGAAGAAAGAGAGAGUGCAAUUCGUGCAUCUGCAAUGUUCACGCCUGAAAAUCCCUUUUGCAGAAUAAUCUUGCGGCCAUCAUACGUAUAUAAGGGAUUGCUUAUGCAUGUCCCUGCCAGCUUCGCUCGAGCUUGUCUAACUGGUGCUGAGUUCAUUACACUUGAGGUAUCUGAGGGGAAAAGGUGGCGGGUGCGAUGUCUUUCUGGGACUAGAGGAAUGAAAUUUAGCAAAGGAUGGCCUGAAUUCGUCUGGGACAACAACUUGACUGAUGGAGAUGUUUGCGUAUUUGAGCUUAUUAAUGCAAACGAUUUUGUGCUGAAAGUUACCAUAUUCCGGGUUCUUGAAUGUGCAGGGUCAAUAAAUCAAUAAUCAUGACUAAAUCAGAAUGCUGAGCUGGGCUAUAUCAUAUCAGGAACUCGCUACACAGGCAUAAACUCUGUAUAUUAACCUGAAUAGGUGUUUAAAUUAAUGUGAAGGGAAAGUGAAGUCGGUAGCAUUAGUUUAUGUUGGUGUACGUAGCAGGCAAUGUCUUUGACUAUUGGCAUCUAUGUUCCAUGCAAUUAUUCAAAAAUUUCCAGAAUCUCAUGCUGGAGAAAUGUUUAGUGAUUUUUUUUUUUCCCCUAUGAAUGUUUAGUGAUGAUAUGAACCCUCUCUGUGAUUAGCUUCAUUCACAGUUAAUCCAUCUUUUUUUAUUUUUAUUAAAGAUAAAUAUUGAAG